Molecule: messenger RNA, 1541 nt
Organism: Chlamydomonas reinhardtii
Lineage: Eukaryota; Viridiplantae; Chlorophyta; Chlorophyceae; Chlamydomonadales; Chlamydomonadaceae
Exons: 8
Coding region: 85-1053 (322 amino acids)
Biological process (GO): fatty acid biosynthetic process
Molecular function (GO): 3-oxoacyl-[acyl-carrier-protein] reductase (NADPH) activity; NAD binding
Source: RefSeq, a predicted model, not a curated record
CGCGAUUGCGCCCAGCGACAAACCGCGUCAGCGAGCCAGCGUAGCCCCAUUUACCUCUGAUCCCUUACUUGCACAAAUAUAAAAAUGCUGGCCGCCAAGCACGCUCAGGCUACCGUCCGCGGCGUCCGCGCCCAGGCGCCGAUGAUGGCCGCCCUGCGCGCCUCGUCGAGCGUGCACCCCUUCACCGCCGCCAGCGGCGCCUCGGCCUUCCUGAGCCUUGCCGCCUCCUCCUCGGCCGCCCCCCGCGCCGCCGCCGCCCCCGCCCGCGGCCGCGCUGGUCUGGUCGUCAAGGCCCAGGCUGCCGAUGCCUCGGCCGAGCGCCCCGUGUGCCUGGUGACCGGUGCCUCGCGCGGCAUUGGCAAGGCCAUCGCCCUGGCGCUGGGCAAGCAGGGCGCUCGCGUCGCCAUUAACUACGCCUCCUCCGCCGGCGCCGCCGAGGAGGUGGCGGCCGCGGUGGUGGCGGCGGGCGGCGAGGCCAUGGUGGUGGGCGCCAACGUGGGCAAGCGCGAGGAGAUCGACCGCAUGUUCAAGGAGGUCAUGGACAAGUGGGGCCGCGUGGACGUGCUCGUCAACAACGCCGGCAUCACCCGCGACACGCUGAUGAUGCGCAUGAAGCCCGAGAUGUGGGAUGACGUCAUCGCCACCAACCUGUCUGGUGUGUUCUACUGCACCCAGAACGCCACGAAGAUCAUGGGCAAGCAGAAGAAGGGCCGCAUCAUCAACAUCACCAGUGUGGUGGGCAUUGUCGGCAACGCCGGCCAGGCCAACUACUCGGCCGCCAAGGCCGGUGUCAUCGGCCUGACCAAGACCACCGCUCGCGAGUACUCUGGCCGCACCAUCACCUGCAACGCCGUGGCCCCCGGCUUCAUCGCCUCUGACAUGACGGCCGCCAUCGACAAGAAGUACGAGGAGACCAUCCUCAAGGGCAUCCCCCUGGGCCGCUACGGCCAGCCCGAGGAGGUGGCUGGCCUGGUGCGCUUCCUGGCCCUGGACCCCGCCGCCGCCUACAUCACCGGCCAGGUGUACAACGUGGACGGCGGCAUGGUCAUGUAAAGGCACACGUGGCCUCACACGUGGCGCUGUCGUACAAAAGAUGCCGCGCGUUACUAGGUGUACUACACGCGGCGGUACGGCGCGAGUGUGUGCCGCACAUGUAUGGGCCGCGAUCACGGGGAGGAGGGGCAGCGCCGCAGGCAGCUGUGCGCUGUCCCUCGUGCAUGACCUGACGGGGGCCUGACGGCGACUGACCCGCACGCCCCGGAGUGGGCGUGUGUAUUUGACGCACGGCUGACACCACGACCUGAGUAACGGCGUUGGGGGAGGAGAGGUAAAUGCGCAGGGAAUGGAGCGAGACGUUGGGCCUCGACUGUGCGCGUAAAGUGUGUGAGAAAUUCAGGGUCCCUAGGGCCUAGGCCGACAGGUUGGAACGAAAGGAUCACGUUGUGGAGGCAUACGUGACGGGCGGGAAAGUAAGCUGGCUGGUGCGACGUGCAGAGCGUUGCCACAAGGAUAAGAGAAGAACAAUGUAAGAACACGCGUGU